Messenger RNA from Nicotiana tabacum (common tobacco), 2522 nucleotides. The record is from RefSeq and is a predicted model, not a curated record. NCBI's taxonomy places the organism in Eukaryota, Viridiplantae, Streptophyta, Magnoliopsida, Solanales, Solanaceae.
CUCCCCCUUUUAUAACUUUUUUUUUUCACGUAGUAUUUCGCAUCUUCUCUUUGGUCAUCUACAGUUCUACACCACCAUAGCUUCAGAAUUUCCUCAACGUCAUAGGGGUUUAAUCACUGAAAAAUAAAUAACCCCAAAUGAUAUUUUUGUACAACAAUCUUUAUUUUGGUCAAGAAAUUAUGGGUCAUUCUAAAAUUAAUGCUAGCAAAAGAGACCAUUUCCUCAGUGGAUUAAUUACAUGGAACGGUCCAAGUUCACCUUCUUGUGCACACACUGAUGGGGUAAAACAGUUCCAAGGACUCAGAUAUAGGAAUAUGUCAUCUCAGAUUGUGGGAAAGUUCAGUCAAAAUAGUCAAGAUAUCUCACAAGACUUCCAGCUUCCAUCCGCAUAUGAAUCUGCCAUGGAAGCUCUUUCGACUCUCAUUACUCAGAAAAAAAGAAAUGGCAUACCAGCCAUUAGUGGUCAAAACCAGAAACUGGACAGGAUGUUGAGGUACAUUAAGAUUUUGGGCUUGGAAGAAAAGAUAGCAGGCCUUAAGAUUAUCCAUGUUGCUGGCACUAAAGGAAAGGGUUCAACAUGUGCCUUCUGUGAAGCAAUUUUACGGGAGUGCGGUUUCAAAACAGGACUUUUCACUUCUCCUCAUUUGAUCGAUGUUAGAGAAAGAUAUCGCCUUGAUGGGAUGGACAUAUGCCAGGAAAAAUUUCUGCAAUACUUUUGGGAUUGUUGGAAUCAGCUCAAGGUAUUCUUUCAUUUAGUCUCUGUGCUGGAUGACAAGAUGCCCCUAUCUAAGUAUGCUAGUGGAUCUUCCGAGUUUACCUUGACUACAUCUCAGUUGGUUCUCUUUUUCAUUCUACAUACAGGUCUUGGUUCUGUUCUUGACCAAAUUGUUCCAUUUCUGGCACUUUGUAAAUCAAAUAUGUAUAAUGAUUUUUCUAUUACCUCUGUGUUGUCACUGUAUGGCCGUGACAUUACAUGUUCAAACCAUCGAAGUAGCCUCUUGCAAAAAUGCAAGGUUGAUGUUGCCAUCAUUGAAGUUGGCCUUGGAGGAAAGCUGGAUUCUACGAAUGUGAUUAAGGAACCUGUUGUCUGUGGUAUUACUUCUCUGGGUAUGGAUCACAUGGAAACUUUAGGAAAUACACUAGGCCAGAUUGCUUCUCACAAGGCCGGAAUUCUUAAGCCUCAAGUUCCUGCAUUCACUGUGCUGCAACUUUCUGAAGCAAUGGAAGUUCUUCAAGAAAGGGCUAAAGAGUUGAUGGUUUCGCUGCAAGUUGUCGCACCGCUAAACUUGGAAAAGUUAAAUGGAGCAAGGCUAAGCUUGUCUGGUGAUCACCAGCUCAGUAAUGCUGCCCUUGCUGUAUCCCUUUGUAAAAGUUGGCUUAGAAGUACAGGAAACUGGAAAAGGCUGUUUGAAGAUGCAUAUGAGAAAGAUGGUCUACCAGAGGAAUUCCUGAGGGGUCUUUCAGCUGCACGUCUUUCUGGCAGGGGUCAGAUUGUUGUUGACCCUCUGAUCAACACAUCUGGAGGACAUAAAAGGUUGUCAGGAGAUCUGACCUUCUACCUAGAUGGAGCUCAUAGUCCUGAGAGCAUGGAUGCUUGUGCGAGAUGGUUUUCUGCUUCUGUGGUAGAAAGAAAAGACAUGUCACUUUCAUCAGUUUCUUCAAAAGUCAAUACAAUGGAGAGAGCCUGGACAAACGGUUACAUCAAACCUUGUAAUAACAAGGAUUCGGAUGAAAUACCAAAGCGGAUUUUGUUAUUCAACUGUAUGGAUGCAAGAGAUCCUCAAAUUCUUCUUCCUAAGCUUGUCAAUACCUGUGCAUCAUCAGGUAUUUACUUCUCAAAAGCUAUUUUUGUGCCAAGCAUUUCGGCAUAUACCAAGGUUACUUCUGCUACCUCUGCUAUUCCCUCAUAUAUCCCUGGAAAGGAUUUGUCGUGGCAGUUUAACCUUCAGAGAAUUUGGGAGAAAAUCAUUCAUGGCAAAGAUGUUCUUGAUCAGAAUCUCAAGUUAAACGCCUCAGUAGGCGUACCACCCCGUGAAUUUCUUUAUAAAGAGGCUUCUCGUUGUGGUCCAGAAGAUGGAUAUUUUGCUUGUAGUGCGGUUUUUCCUUCAUUACCAUUGACCAUAAAUUGGUUGAGGGAUUGUGUUAGAGAAAACCCUUCCCUUAGAGUUCAGGUUCUUGUCACCGGUUCAUUGCACCUUGUUGGCGAUGUAUUGAAGCUACUAAGGAGGUGAGGUAAUACUAAUUUCCUUCCCCAGGUGGUCGGGGUUUAGUUGAUGGAGACUGGAGAAUGUGAUAUCCUUGGAACCUUUUUGAGAGUUUUUCAUGCGACGCAACCCAAUAUUCUUCUUUUCCUGGAAAUUGAAUUUUGUUCCAUUGUAUUGUCAUCGUUAUAGUUUUAUUUCCAUGUUCAUUAAUUUAUGCAGACAAUGUUUUAUCUUGAAAUUUGGAGAUUGUGUGGCAUUGAUGAAGUUGCUCAACUUCAAUAAUUUGACAGCUCUCAGUACUGUGUUAUUCCUUUGAAA